Messenger RNA from Camellia sinensis, 1665 nucleotides. NCBI's taxonomy places the organism in Eukaryota, Viridiplantae, Streptophyta, Magnoliopsida, Ericales, Theaceae. The record is from RefSeq and is a predicted model, not a curated record.
AUGGCUCCACUAGGUGCUUUGCAAAAGUCAUUUAAUGUUGCUCAAAGAGAUAUUGCUGACAAAGAUUGUGCUCGAAUGUUCUAUGCAAGUGGCUUACCUUUCAAUCUGGCAAGGUCACCUUACUUUCGGAAGUAUUCUCAGUCUUUAGUAAACAGCAGCUUGAUAGGUUACACUCCUCCUUCAUAUGAUAGGCUACGUACCACAUUAUUAUCCCAAGAAAAAGCGCAUGUUAAUAGGCUACUGCAACCUAUUAGAGAUUCAUGGAACAAGAAAGGGGUUUCAUUGCUCUCUGAUGGGUGGUCAGAUAGGCAACGACGCCCUCUUAUCAAUGUCAUGGCAUCAUCUGCAGGAGGAGCAAUGUUUGUCAAAGCUAUUGAUUCAAGUGGAAUUGUAAAAGAUGGAGAAUAUGUUGCAAGUUUGUUCAUUAAAGCCAUCAAAGAGGUCGGAGAAGCAAAUGUUGUUCAGAUUGUAACUGAUAAUACAUCCAACUACAAGCAUGCUAGGUUGAGCAUUGAAAACAAGUAUCCACAUAUUUUCUGGACUCCAUGUGUGGUGCAUAGUUUGAAUUUGGCAUUGAAGAGCAUAUGUACCCCACCAGAUAAAGCAACUCAAUAUGAUCAAUGUAAGUGGAUUUCAGAUUUAGUUUUUCAAGUGCAGAAUAUUCAAACCAGGUUUGCAUCUAACAUCAUCAUGGCUAUACGUUUGAGGGAAGUUAAGACAUCCCUUGAGAAAAUGGUAAUGGAUGCAAACUGGAAAAUUUAUAGGGAAGAUGGCAAUAGUGUGGCUGAGAUUAAAGCUCGUGAGGUAAAACAAUGCAUUGUGGAUGACUUAUGGUGGGAUAACAUAGAUUACCUCAUAAGCUUUACUAAACCUAUCAUUGACAUAUUAAGGCAAGCAGACACAAACUCUCCUGUUUUACAUCUGGUAUAUGACAUGUGGGAUACCAUGAUUGAAAGUGUAAAAAAAAUCAUCUUUAACCAUGAAGGGAUAGACAUAAUUGUUGGUCAAUCAACCUUCUUUAAUGUCAUUCACCAAAUUUUGGAGAGUAGAUGGAACAAAAGUAAUACCCCUUUACAUUGUAUGGCCCAUUCAUUGGUUCCAAAAUACUACUGUCAUGCUUGGCUCCAAGAUGGUAGUAAUGGAAUUCCAAGAAUAUCACCACAUGAGGAUCGUGAAGUCUCCAUGAAUAGUAGGGUUUAUGCUGAAUAUGGAGCAUUUUCUAGUGGGUCAGAUUAUUUCAAUCAGCCUCAUGUCAUUAAUGCAAGAAUGUUUGAGGAACCUCUUUCAUGGUGGGCCAAUCAUGGUGCUUCCGCACCAUUACUACAAGCAUUGGCUUUUAAAUUGUUUGUGCAGCCAGCAUCUUCAUCUUGUUGUGAGAGAAAUUGGAGUACAUAUUCUCUAAUUCAAAGCGUUAAGAGAGACCGACUAGCAACAAGUAGAGCUGAAGACUUGGUGUUUGUGCAUUGCAAUCUUCGCUUUUUGUCAAGGAAAAGCAAGGAGUAUAAAGAAGGACCCACAAAAUAUUGGGACAUAUGUGGAGAUUUGUUUGAUAUAGAAGGGCAUGACAUAAUGGAGCUAGCACAAAUUUCCCUUGAUGAUCCAGAGAUGCAGACCAUGACUUUUGAUGGAGACAAUGAAAGUCAGCAAGUUGUUGUUGAAGAUUAA